AUGCUAACUCAGAAUCCCGGGAGCAGGGCUGCCCGGCUUCAGCGGUGGCCGGGGAUCGCUGCUUUGUUGGAAGUGGAGCGUGAGGGCCCAGGAGGGAAGGGACUAGGGCAGGCUCAGACCCUAGGGGAUGAGCUCGCUGCCCUGAGGCUGCAGGAGCUGGAACAGCAGGGACAGCCGCACCUCGCCCCCGUCUUCCCGUCUGCUUGCUGCCCCCCACCCUCCCGUUCCCGCAGAGGCAGCUAUUUCAGAAGAAGCAACAACGACGUUUCCAAUCCUGAUGUUUCCCUGCGGACCCGGCGACCGCGGCACCGGGAGGAGCGCCUCCCGCGCGACAGAGGCGAGGAAAGAUGUUCACAGAGGAUUGUGAUUUGUAGAUCGUUUGAUGGGCCUUGCAGCACUUCUCCCAGGCCUUGGGACCCUUCCCUUCAGGAGAACGUGCCAGAGGCACGUCUGCGUUCUGUCGCCCGCAGUGCCCCGGGCACUGUGAACUGCAGUGGAAAUGGCAGCGGCGCACGCAGCUCCCUGGCGUCGUCUACAGAAGCAGGUAACCUCGAGUCCUUGAGCCACCUACCCCAGAACUCCACUCCCACUAGAACCCAAGAGUCUGGGACCUCAAUCCUUGCUCUGCAAAGGACUCAGGAGUUCAGGACCCCACUCCUCUUCUCCUCACACCAAGGAGUUCACAUCCUGAGCCUCCUCCAACACCCAGGAAUCCGAGCCUUCAGCCUUUCCUUCCCCCGUCCUCAGGAUUCCCGGUACCCCACCCUAUUCUGGCUCCCAGACAGUUCUGAUCCGGAGUUGGAGGAAGUCUCCGUGGAGGAUGUUCCCGUCUCUCUCCCACCGUAUAAAGAGCCUCCAGGAACUCGAUGCAGAUGUUGGACAGCCCGCCAACAACCUGGGCAAAGAUUCCGAAGAGGAGAAAGAAAAGUUGGAGUCUGCAGCGACGAACUUCCUAACCGCGACCUACGAGGUGUCGGAAGGCGAGGGCGGCACUGGCAGCAGAGAUGUGGGGAGCGCAGCCCUCUGGUCAAUCCGCACCCCGGGCCCUGGGCUGGGCGAAAACAUGGAGGGUAUGUGCUGUGGCAGGCACCGUGGGGCUGCGCAGUACAGUGCUGCAUCAACUGCGACAAGCGCGUCGUAGAAGAGUUCAUGUUCCCUUAUUACUACCUCUACCUGGAGGCGGCCGGUGGCCGGCAGCACUUCCUCCUGCCUGGGUGAAAGAGGAGGAGGAGCAAAGCUGCUAAUGAGCUCAUCUCCCUGGACUCCGCGGCAAUGUCUCGGAAUGGGGACAACUUUGUAGGCAAAGCCAGAUCCAAUGUUUUGGGCACCAAGUUCACCACCUUCGACAACGGGGUGAAACCCGGCCGGAAGAAUUCCUUCCCAGAGACUGCCCGGAUCAGAGAGGAGCUGGGAGUUGUGUGUUAUGAGACCAACGUCUUGGGAUGGGAGCCUCGGAAAAUGACUGUGAUCCUCCCAGGAACUGACGGCCAGAACAAGAGAAUUAGCGUCCAGCCACAAAACAAACAGGAGUCACUACUGAGUCGCCUCCAACGGGGAGCUAGCCAGGGGCUGGUCCUGCUGCAAAACAGAGCCCCGUCGUGGAGCGACCAGGACUUCUACGUGCUCAGUUUUCAUGGUCGAGUCACUCUGGCCUCAGUCAAGAACUUCCAGAUAGUGAAUCCGGAUGACCCGGACUACCUGGUGCUCCAGUUUGGCCGCGUGGCCCCAGACGCUUUCACCAUGGACUUCCGCUUUCCGCUUUGCCUGCUCCAAGCCUUCGCCGUCUGCUUGUCCAGUUUCCAUGGGAAGCUGACGUGUAAGUGACUCAAUAAAAUACCGCACCCUCAACAGC
Molecule: messenger RNA, 1852 nt
Organism: Galeopterus variegatus (Sunda flying lemur)
Lineage: Eukaryota; Metazoa; Chordata; Mammalia; Dermoptera; Cynocephalidae
Gene: TULP2
Product: tubby like protein 2
Biological process (GO): protein localization to cilium
Cellular component (GO): cilium
Source: RefSeq, a predicted model, not a curated record